AUGUACUGUACCCUUGGGUACAGUAUACCGUAUUAUGCAGCAAUUGAAGCCAGGCUGCUCUACCGAAAUCUUCCCUACUGUGAAUGUGUUGGCGUCAUCACUGUCCUCUCGCAUUUCCAUAGCCAAAGCGCAAUCCGCUUGCUGCACGAGCUGUGCAGUCAACUAUGCGGAACGAUGCAUGCCUCCAGAUUCGUAAGGGCUAAACCGCAAGAGCUGCGACGCAAAAUGUUGUCUGCCAGCAGUACCUCCGCCGGCAGUACCUCCGCCGGCAGUACCUCCUCAGUUGCCCCGCAGAAGUUAGGAAGGGUGGUUCUGGCAUGCACCUCUGCGAACAUAGGUGGGCUAUUAGCUGGUCUUCAACUGGCACUCUUUUCUGGGAUUUUGGAGAUGGGUUCUUUCAGAGACGCCAUGUCACCGCAGCCGGUAAACUCUAGAGCAAAAUCAAUAAUUACAGCAGCUCUCAUUGCCGGAAAUAUCAUCGGUACACUUCCGGCCGGACCUCUCUCCGAUCGUGCAGGUCGCCGGCCAGCCCUACUCGUAUGUGCAGGACUAUUUACAUUGGGGGCGCUCAUCAUGGCGAAUGCGAAAGCCCUCUUUCAAAUAUCAAUUGGUCGUCUAAUAGCAGGUAUAGCUCAAUCCAUUGCUAAUGUUGUUGGUCCGAUGUAUUCGGCUGAGUUAGCGCCGCCGCAUUUGAGAGGGAUGAUUGUCAACAUAUUUCAGCUGUCGAUUACUAUCGGAAUUUUUCUUGCGCAACUGAUAAAUUGGACAGUCUGGGCGGAUGAUGCAUGGACUCGUCCACUAAUGUUUGCUAUAUCAUCAGCAGUCGUUAUGUUUUGUGCAGUUCUGGCGUUUGUGCCAGAGUCGCCUAGUUGGCUCGCGGCCAAGGGCCGAAGAGUUGAGGCGCUUUCUGCUUCCCGUUGGCUAGAUGCAGUGCCCCCCGAAGCAGACACAGCGGAAACAGCUGAAACAGGUGGCAUUGGGGGGCUCGAAACGCAUUCUGGACGUACUUCCCUCAUGAAGUUAUUGAGAGAUGCAUCUAGUAGACGAAGGUUGCUCAUUGGGGCAGUAUUAAGUGCCGCUCAACAAAUGACAGGGAUCAACGCUGUUAUCUUUUUUGGACCGGCUCUUGUGGCAGAUGUACUCAAGCUAUCCGGAUCUGCCGCUCCUUUCAAAGCAGCAGCAAUUGUAGGAUUUGGCAAUUUUUUGGCUACAGUGUUGUCCAUGGGAGUAAUUGAACGAUUUGGGAGACGACAACUGUUGCUUGCUACAGGACCGCCGAUGAUCUUUUCACUUGUGACGAUUGGAAUGAUGCGGGAUGGUUUCAUCGGAAGAAGCGGAGCUGUUGGGGUAUGCGCACUGCUUGUUUUUAUCUGUGGCUUCGCCUUAGCGUACGGGCCCCUUACGUUUGUGGUCCAGUCGGAAAUAUUUCCCGUGAGCUAUAAAGGUACUGCUAUGAGCUUUUGUACUAUGGUCUUGAGCUUUUGCGCGCUAGGUGUAGCCACUGGAUUCCUUCCACUGUUGGAGCGAUUUGGCGGCGGGAUUUACUAUUUUCAUGCAGUCUGUAUUGUUGCUUCCAGCAUAUUCAUCGCAGCUUUUGUUCCGGAAACUCGAAGCUUAUCGCUAUCCGAAAUUGACCGGAUGCUCGGUUAA
This is a messenger RNA of Chondrus crispus (carragheen), 1650 nucleotides long. RefSeq lists its product as hypothetical. Lineage: Eukaryota; Rhodophyta; Florideophyceae; Gigartinales; Gigartinaceae. The transcript has a single exon. Gene Ontology annotation, molecular function: myo-inositol:proton symporter activity. Gene Ontology annotation, biological process: transmembrane transport. The coding region runs from base 1 to 1650 and encodes 549 amino acids. Gene Ontology annotation, cellular component: membrane. The record is from RefSeq and is a predicted model, not a curated record.